AUGUGCAGCAUUCCCCUCCCAUGGCAUCUAGAAGCCUGGAACACAGGAACCUGUCUGUACAUGGUGUGGACUGGUCUGUCUUGCCUCAACCAGUUUGUCAACUCCGUCGUAUGGAAUGACAACGCAAUCAAUUGGUCUCCAACUUGGUGUGAUAUCUCAUCGCGGUUCAUCGUCGGCAGCGCCGUCGCCAUUCCCGCAGCAUCGUUGUGCAUCAAUCGUCGCUUGUAUCACAUCUCUUCAGUGAGGUCUGUGACUAUCUCUAAGGCUGAGAAACGCCGCGACGUCAUGGUCGAUCUUUCCAUCGGCCUCGGUAUCCCUCUGGUAGAGAUGAUUCUCCAAUAUAUCGUUCAGGGUCAUCGAUUCAAUAUCUACGAAAACGUUGGUUGCUACCCCUUCACAUACAACACUUGGCCUGCCUACGUUCUUGUCUACUGCCCACCCAUUGUGAUUGGCAUCAUUUCCGGUAUCUAUGCCAUCCUCAGCAUCAUUCAAUUCAACAAAAGCCGAUCCCAGUUCAACGACCUUCUCUCUGGCCACAGCAACCUGACCUCCAGCCGAUACGUUCGUCUGAUGUGUCUCGCCGGUGUCGAAGUUCUUUGCACUGUCCCCAUCGGUGUAUAUGCUCUUUCUCUCAACAUCAGAACUGGCAUCCAACCAUGGAUCAGCUGGGCCGACACUCACUACGCCUUCUCUCGCGUCGAUCAAUUUCCCGCUGUCCUCUGGCGCUCUACCUCGGUCGGCGAGUCCUCGCUCGAGCUCUCUCGCUGGCUCGUCGUCGUCUGUGCUAUCGUCUUCUUCGCCUUCUUUGGAUUCGCCGACGAGGCUAAGAAGAACUACCGCUCCUACAUGCAGUCUGUCGCCAAGCGCGUCGGUAUCUCCACCGGCUCAUUUGGCAGCAGCAGCGGCGCUUUCAGCUCGACCGGCUCGAAAUCGAAAGUCAUGGGUUCCAAUGGCAAAGUCCGCCCUGUGCUCCCUACUUUUGUCCACCAGGACUUCCUCCGCCGCCACGACUCGAUCGACUCAUUCACAGACGUCUCAUCAGCCUCGCUGCGCGACGUCAGCGGCCACCUCAACGAGAAGGGCGACCCGGAGAAACAGGAGGAAUUCAACCCUACCCUUUCCUAUAGCGGCCUCACUCUCUCUGAUGUCGGCGGAACACUCAACGACUGCUCCGCACCACCCUACUCUCCCGCUCCUUCUCUAGGCGCAUCGUCCUCUGCAUCCUCAUUGACUGUGCCUGAGCCCGCACGCACUCGCUCCAAUUCCAACGCCUCCACACCGUCUUCGCAGGUGCCCAUCCUCUCAGAUUCAAAAUCAAAAUCGAAUACACCAGAUAUCGUCUGA
Messenger RNA from Psilocybe cubensis, 1344 nucleotides. RefSeq lists its product as uncharacterized. NCBI's taxonomy places the organism in Eukaryota, Fungi, Basidiomycota, Agaricomycetes, Agaricales, Agrocybaceae. The coding region runs from base 1 to 1344 and encodes 447 amino acids. Gene Ontology annotation, cellular component: membrane. The transcript is spliced from 4 exons. The record is from RefSeq and is a predicted model, not a curated record. Gene Ontology annotation, molecular function: mating-type alpha-factor pheromone receptor activity. Gene Ontology annotation, biological process: G protein-coupled receptor signaling pathway.